AUGCCUGGAUUGCUGUACAUAGAGAAGUUCGGCAGCAGCGCGCUGACCCCAGACCUGGUGCGCAGGCUGGAGGCAGCAACAGGCAAGCCUGCGCACCACUUCCUCAAGCGCGGCAUCUUCUUCUCGCACCGCGAGCUCGAUAGGAUCUUGACGCUGGUGGAGCAGGGCAAGAGCUUCUACCUGUACACGGGACGCGGGCCCUCCUCCGACGCCAUGCACCUGGGACAUCUGGUGCCCUUCCUCAUGACCAAGUGGCUGCAAGACGUGUUCGACGUGCCCCUGGUCAUCCAGCUGACUGACGAUGAGAAGUUCCUGUGGAAGGACCUGACGCUGGACCAGUGUCAUCAGAUGGCCUACGACAACGCUAAGGACAUCAUCGCUAUUGGCUUCGAUGUCAACAAAACAUUCAUCUUCUCUGAUCUCGACUACAUGGCUCAGUGCAGCGAGUUCUACAGGAACGUGCUCCGCGUGCACAAGCACGUCACGUAUAACCAGAUGCGCGCGAUCUUCGGGUUCGACGGGUCAAGCAACACGGGCCGCAUCAUGUUCCCGCCCGUGCAGGCUGUCCCCGCCUUCAGUAGCUCCUUCCCCUCCAUCUUCGGCACCCGGGAGGACGUGCCCUGCCUCAUCCCUUGCGCUAUUGACCAGGAUCCAUAUUUCCGGAUGACGCGGGACGUCGCCCCGCGCUUGGGGCUGCAGAAGCCGUCGCUGCUGCACUCGAUAUUCUUCCCCGCCCUGCAGGGCGCCAUGUCCAAGAUGAGCGCCUCUGACCCCAACUCCUCCAUCUUCCUCACCGACACCCAGGCUCAGAUCAAGAAAAAGAUCAACAAGUACGCGUUCUCCGGUGGUCGGGACACGGUUGAAGAGCACCGCUCGCUGGGGGCGGACGUUGAGGUGGACGUGUCGUGUAUGUACUUGAGGUUCUUCGAGGACGAUGACCAGAAAUACGAGGAGACCAUCGACAAAUAUUCCAGGGGCGAACUCCUCACUGGCGAGGUCAAGGCGCACCUCAUUGAUGUCCUUCAGAAGCUGGUGCUCGAUCAUCAGGAGAGACGCAAGCUUGUGACCGAUGCAGACCGUGAGCUUUUCAUGACGCCCAGGCCGCUCAACUUCAGACCUGAUGCUUUGAAGUCCAAGCAAGAUAAAUCGACCGUUAAUGCCUCCUAACGCCCUUAACAUCGUAGUGUUUUUGUCUAUGACGGUUUUCAGCGGAGAUUCUGUUCAAAGUCGGUCAAAACAGCUUAGGAAAGCUGUCACCUCCUAAUGGUCAUAACAUCGUAUUUUUUUCUAUUGGCAGUCUUCAGCGGAGAUUCUGUUCAAAGUCGGUCAAAAUAGCUUAGGAAAGCUGUCACCUCCUAAUGGUCUCAACAUCGUAUUUUUUUCUAUGGCGAUCUUCAGCGGAGAUUCUGUUAAGUCGGUCAAAACAGCUUAAGAAAGCUGCUGCCUCCUAACGAUCUUAAUAAAGUAGUGUUUUUUUCCAUAAUGGUCUUGAGCUGAGAUUAAUUCUGCCAAGCCGCUAAGGGAAACUGUUGAAUGAAAUGAAACUGUAUGAUAUCCUCGUAUUUCAAGCGUUAUUGGGCGACGUUUGAGCCUCUGCUAUUCAUGUUCUUUACUUGAUCACUUAAUUUUUUCUACAGAUUUUCUGAUUGAUAAUGGAUAAUAAUAUUAGAGUGAUUGUGGUCUAUGUUUUUCAUCACAUCAGUUGGGGAGAAUUUUGUAUAUUUCAGAAAGAACAUGGAGAAGUAAUGAAGUAUUUUUUGCGUUAUUUUGUGAUAAUGCUAGGUUACAUAAAAUAUUAAUACGGUUUUCAUCAAGUAUUUGAUAAAUUGUACUUGCCAGCGGUUUUGGUGUUUUGAUGUCUUGAAUUUGUUAAUUCCACUGAUUCCUUUUAGGUUUUUACUUACUGGCCGCUUUCCAUGACCAGCUGACGCUAUCGUCCGUGUGAAGAUAGCGCCGCUUUCCACGUCGUCUGUCUUGAAGUUUAUGAGGGUUCAACAUAACUUGAUGAAGUUGUAUGACAGUGUUUUAUUUUCUCAAUAAGUCUUCUUAUGUGAUGACCUUGAAUUUUUAUCUGUUACAGCCAGGGUAUUGAUUGCUUUUUUCACAUAAACUGAGAAUUAUU
Molecule: messenger RNA, 2122 nt
Organism: Hyalella azteca
Lineage: Eukaryota; Metazoa; Arthropoda; Malacostraca; Amphipoda; Hyalellidae
Gene: TrpRS
Product: tryptophan--tRNA ligase, cytoplasmic
Exons: 8
Coding region: 1-1167 (388 amino acids)
Biological process (GO): tryptophanyl-tRNA aminoacylation
Cellular component (GO): cytoplasm
Molecular function (GO): tryptophan-tRNA ligase activity; ATP binding
Source: RefSeq, a predicted model, not a curated record